AUGGCAAAGCUCGCAACACGGCAAAUCUACGGCCCCGGCCGCGCCGUCGAUGACCCCGUAUCCUCUGUCCCCGCUCAAACCUUCUCCGAAGUGCCGGAUGGGAUCCUGGACCUCCUCAUCCUCCAUCUGCCGUACUCGUUGAGUCUCGUACGCCGCCUCCAGUACACGGCUGCUUCUCCCACUGGCAAAACGCCCAGUGCUCGCAUCGUCGUGGCCUCUGACAGUCCGCCAGCAGAGCCCACAAGGCAUGAUGCCGGCUUCGAUGUCACAGCCCGCCAUUUCACCGUCUCCUACUUCGACCCAUCCCGCGGCCCUGAAACCCAGACUUGGAUUUACUCGACGCUCGAAGACGCCCACGCCCGCGACUCAUCCGUCGUCCUGGCCCAAGACGAGACGGCGCACUGCGAGAAGCAGAUCAUGGCCGUUGUGUCCGAGGUCAAGCGUAUCGCUCGCGAAUACGAUGCAGUGGAGCCCCUCGCCUUCCCUCGCCAGGUCAUUGUCGGCACCCUCCAUCAUGCCGUACGCGCCGUCAUGCGCAAGCACGAUGUUUCCCUGACCCAUCGCCACGAUUACCAGAAGAUCAUCUUUCCGUUCGAUAAGCUGCCCUCGGCUGAUGCAGCGCUGCCCGCGGGCCUGAGCUUCGAGACCACAACGCUGGAGGAUUGUCACAUCGUCAAGUCACGGACGGACAUUCCGCGCAAAGUAACGACCUUGUUCACGUUACCGAGCAUAACCAUCAAGCAAGCAGACGGGACGCCCGUCGCAUGGGCCUUUUUAGGUAUGACGCUCCUUGGGAUAGAGGAGAAUGGUUCUUAG
This is a messenger RNA of Verticillium dahliae VdLs.17, 816 nucleotides long. RefSeq lists its product as uncharacterized. The transcript is spliced from 4 exons. Lineage: Eukaryota; Fungi; Ascomycota; Sordariomycetes; Glomerellales; Plectosphaerellaceae. The record is from RefSeq and is a predicted model, not a curated record. Bases 1 to 816 code for a protein of 271 amino acids.